Messenger RNA from Spodoptera littoralis (African cotton leafworm), 387 nucleotides. Lineage: Eukaryota; Metazoa; Arthropoda; Insecta; Lepidoptera; Noctuidae. The record is from the annotation of a GenBank genome assembly.
AUGUCUGAGGUCGAAAAUAAAGUCGUACCAGUGGAAAGUGAACAGAAAGACUAUGUCGAAGAUGGAAAAAACAAGUUGAUUGUUAAAUGUAAAUUCUGUGGAUCUAAGAUAUUAGAGAAGAAAUCAGCGAAGUAUAUCACAUUAGAGAAAGAACUACCACUAAUGCAACAAGACAACAACAGAAAGGAGGGUGAAAUACAAAAUGAGUCUGUAAAUGAAUUCUACCAUGUCGAAAACAUGUAUACAUUUGAAAAUAUUGGUUUUACGCACACUGUAGCUAAUUGCAAGUACUUAAGUUGUGCGGACUGUGACGCAGGGCCCGUUGGAUACUACGAUAUGGAUACGAAACACAGUUAUGUGGCCAUAUCUAGGAUUGUACAUGCUUAA